AUGUUGAGUGUGGAGAUGUACCCCAGUUUGGCUCUGGGACCUCAGAGGAUCGGAGACUGCUUUUACAGAGACCGCCAGGCUCCAGCCCACAUGCCGUUGUUCCCUCCCGCCUGUGACGUGGCGGCCAAAGCGCUGCCCCCGAGGCUGCUGGCCCCUCCCCCUGUCCCCAGCGACCCCACCACCAAAACCUCGAAAGAUGAGGUGAAGAUGGAGCUGGAGAACGCGUCUUUAUGGAAGCAGUUCAGCUCGGUGGGCACAGAGAUGAUCAUCACAAAGAAGGGCAGACGGAUGUUCCCCGGGCUGAGGUUAAAGCUCUCAGGUCUGAACCCAUCUCUGCGUUACAUCCUCCUGCUGGACAUCAUCCCUGUGGACAACUCUCGCUAUCGCUUCCAAGGUGGUGGCUGGCAGGCUGUUGGCGGUGCAGAGGCGAGGCUACCGGACCGGGUUUUCAUCCACCCAGACUCACCUGCCACAGGUGCUCACUGGCAGGGCCGCACCAUCUCCUUUCACUACGCCAAGCUCACCAACAACACACUGGACUCCCAGGGGCACAUCAUCUUGCAUUCGCUGCAUCGCUACCAGCCCAGAGUUCAUGUAAUUGAAGCCAGAGACGUGCUGAGGUGGGGCGGAGGGCAACACUCCUUCGUUUUCCCUGAGACCCAGUUUAUCACAGUCACCGCCUACCAGAACAACAAGAUCACAGAGCUGAAGAUCAACUCCAACCCCUUUGCUAAAGGCUUCAGAGAGGACGGCAUGAACAGCAAAAAACAAAGAGAUGCAAGACAGAAGCGCAAAAUAUCUGUCUUAUCAGAAACCCUUGAUAUUGUGAACUGUGAUCCCUGCGAGUCUGCUGAGCUUCUGCCGCAGCCCAUAACCACCAGCUCAGACCUGCAGGCCCUCGCUCUGGCCUCUCUGCCUGCACUGCCUGACUCCUCCUGUGGGUUCAAACCAGAGGACGCCUCCUAUCAGGACACACUGGUCCCGGAGCAGCCGCUACAUCUGGGCCAGGCGUUCAUGGCAUCACAGAUGACUGAUAUUGGCAUCACCAUGGCCGAUGGGAUGCAGGGCACACCGGGGAGUGAGGUGGCGAAUCAGAUUAUUGAACGAUCAGACACUCUGGGUGAAGCAGCUUUCACCUCCACCUUCCCUGAUGUUCAGGCCAACUCCUCAUCUUUCCCUUCUGCUCCUCUUCCUCAGUCAGCCUCCUUCUCCUCCCUCCCGGAGCCAUCAAACACAUCCGAUCCCCAACCUAUCGACUAUCCCUCUAUCCUCUCCUCCUCCCCCACGCUCCCCUCCUCCUCCACCACCACCACUCCCUCACUUCAGCAGACCUCCUUCACCUUCCCUACUCCGCCUCCCUCCAACACCUCCUCACCACAGCCACUCCUGUCCUCUUCCUCUCCUUCUGCCAACACCUAUCACACCAUCCAAGAGACAAUCAGCCCACAUACACCCACAGCUUUUUCUGCUCCGUCUUCCACAUGUGAGUCGGGUCUCCAAAUGUCAGCUCAAUCUCUGCUCACCCAGCCUGGUCAGCCGCUGCAGGGUGAGCCUAUCACCAGCGGAGAUAAUUCACCCAGCGAUCACAGCUCAUUUAUCUAUCCAAAUAUCCUUCCUGCAAAUCCUGAUCCGGCUCCAGUUACAGCUCUGCCUCUCCCCAAUCACAACCAACCGCCUGCUCCCAGUCUGCCGUGCUCCCUGCCAUCUCACGGCGCCCCCACAUCUUUUGCCUUUCCUCCACACAUGCAAAAUCUCUCAUUUUCAAAUGUGCCUCCAAACUCUACCCACCAUGCCCUUCACCUCCAAAAUCUGAGCCACCAAGCCCAAACUCCCUCUCUUGCUGCUGCUGCCUUCCCUACUUCCUCCUUCACCCAUCCACCAUCCUCCCUCCCUUCUUUCCAGCCCUCCUCUUGCUUGGCUGUCUCUUCUUUCCCGCAGUCUGCUCCACCAACAGCCCAAAACCUGCCCAACGCCUCCACCUCCACAUACCCUUCAGUUGAAAUUGGUGCCAUCCCACCGUUCAAUCCUGCCGCCCCCUAUCGCCCAGAGAUGGUCCUGCACCACCCAUCUCUCCUUCCUCAGUUGGAUCCAUCACUCCCAUCCAGUCUUCCCUCCUCCACCCCUCCCCCAGCCCUCUACUCAACCUUUCCGUCUUACCCUCUCCGGCUCUGUCAGGACCCCCACUCGUCCCUCUCCAUCCCGUUCAGGCAUCUGUACGGCAACACCAGCAUGGUCACGCCCACCCUCAGGGGUCCUACCUGGAUAUGA
Messenger RNA from Plectropomus leopardus (leopard coralgrouper), 2268 nucleotides. RefSeq names its product T-box transcription factor 6 (gene tbx6). Lineage: Eukaryota; Metazoa; Chordata; Actinopteri; Perciformes; Serranidae. Gene Ontology annotation, cellular component: chromatin; nucleus. Gene Ontology annotation, molecular function: RNA polymerase II cis-regulatory region sequence-specific DNA binding; DNA-binding transcription factor activity, RNA polymerase II-specific. Gene Ontology annotation, biological process: morphogenesis of embryonic epithelium; somitogenesis; positive regulation of DNA-templated transcription. The record is from RefSeq and is a predicted model, not a curated record.